Heterobasidion irregulare TC 32-1 is the source of this 1785-nucleotide messenger RNA. RefSeq lists its product as uncharacterized. The transcript has 7 exons. Gene Ontology annotation, cellular component: cytoplasm; cytosol. NCBI's taxonomy places the organism in Eukaryota, Fungi, Basidiomycota, Agaricomycetes, Russulales, Bondarzewiaceae. Bases 62 to 1711 code for a protein of 549 amino acids. Gene Ontology annotation, biological process: galactose metabolic process; carbohydrate phosphorylation. The record is from RefSeq and is a predicted model, not a curated record. Gene Ontology annotation, molecular function: galactokinase activity; ATP binding.
CCUCCACUCUGAAAAGGAGGUUGAGCGAGCAAAGUGCCUCCGUCUUCACUUUGCUCCCUCCAUGGCCGCCCAGCUACCGAUUCCAAUCUACACAUCUCUCGAACAGCUCUACAGUGACCUCGGAACAGCUACCAAGCAUGCUGUACGAUGGAAUCAUCUUGUAGAAGAAUUUGACAAACGAUUUGGAAGGAAGCCGACAUUUAUUGUGCGAGCGCCAGGGCGCGUGAACUUGAUCGGGGAGCAUGUCGACUAUGCACUAUUUGGUGUACUCCCUGCAGCGAUUGAGCGUGAUAUCCUCAUCGCUUGUGCUCCACAAACCACCUCGCUCACGCAUGGCGCGGUCAACGCACAGAACCUGUAUCAGAAGUAUACUCCGCGCUCAUUUACUCCAAUCAGGAAGAAGUCCGUUUCAGAUGAUCCAAGCGAAGCUCAGGUCCACCUCGAGGAGUGGGAUCUGGACAUUAACAAGAAAGAGCUGCGAUGGGAGAGCUAUGUCAAGGCUGGAUAUUAUGGUGUCCUGAACCAUUUCUUCCCCCCAUCUGCGACAGAAUACAAUGGGCAUCCUGUUCCGAUCGACCUCCUCGUAACAGGUACUGUCCCUGCUGGCUCCGGUCUUUCAUCGUCUGCUGCAAUGGUAGUAGCGUCAACGCUUGCAUUUCUCGCCGCAAAUAACAAACUUGCGGGUAUCACCAAAGGCGCUCUCGUCGAAAUGGCUAUCGAAAAUGAGCAACGAGUAGGCGUGAACAGCGGAGGUAUGGACCAGGCUGCAUCAGCAAUCUCGACGCCUGCCUCGGCUCUCUACGUCACGUUCUACCCCCGUCUAGCAGCCUCUCCUGUUCCACUCCCGGGCUCCUCGUCUGUAGCAUCUGGAUCGCUUCCCACGGUGGCAUUGCCUCCUCGCGCGGUCUUCAUUAUCGCCAAUUCUCUGGUUGUCUCUGAAAAGGCCGUCCAUGCUCGAACGCGGUAUAACCUGCGUGUCGUCGAGACGCUCGUUUCUGCUCGCGUGCUGGCUCAUCGUUUGGGUAUCUCCAUGGGCUCCAAAGAGCGUAUUACCUUGCGUGAAGUAGUCGGGAAAUCAGGUGGCGAACCAGAGGGCGGUUGGACAGAGGAUGACACUGGACUAAAGGAAACAUUGGAGAAGGCUGUAGUCGAGGUGGAAAAUUUGAGGCCGAGAAAGGCAGAGGGGCAGGAAGGCGUCACGAUGGAAGAGAUGAUUGAAUGGAGCGGAAUGGGUGAGAAGGAAUUCAGAGAAGUUUAUCUGUCUUGGAUUGACGUGGAAGCGACGCAUUUCCAGCUUUACAAGCGCGCGAAACAUGUCUUGACUGAAGCACUUCGCGUCCUUGAAUUCCGCGACAUCUGCCUCCGCGCCGACAAGGCGCCCACCUCGGGUGAGGAUAUCCUCAGGGAGCUCGGCGAUCUGAUGAAUCUGUCCAUGGACAGCUGCACUGAUUUAUUUGAGUGCUCUUGUCCGGAGCUCAACCAGCUCACCACGAUUGCGCGCGAGGCCGGGGCGUUUGGCAGCCGGCUCACAGGUGCGGGAUGGGGCGGAUGCACGGUCUCCCUCGUCGCCGAGGAAAAUGUGGCUUCGUUCAUUGCGAAAUUGAAGGCGACAUACCCGGCGUAUCAAAGUCUCGAGGAGGAGGCGUUCACGGAAGCUGUCUUUGCGACCAAGCCAAGCAGUGGGGCAUGUGUGUAUAAGUUUGAAGAUUGAUGUUCGAGUAACCUAGAGGAAAUAAAUGCAUGCGCAUUGUGAAUAUCAUAGGAUAUAUGGCGAUUGAGAUCAUC